UAAGACCGUGUGGCAGAAAAGUCACCAAAGCCUCACAGAGCAAUUCGUCACAUGCAGAAAAAUGCAAAAUGGACAAUGACUCAUCCCAUCUCUGGCAAAUAAAGGUUUCUGGCAUCAACAUUAAUUUCCAAGAUUUGUGGCAAAAGGCCCACAUCUAGGGACAGAGAGGGAGCAAACACUGUCAUGGCAGAGAAGUGCGAGUACAUCGCCAGCGUGUACGGUUAUGACCUGGGCUGCCGUUUCAUCAACUUUCGGCCCUUGGGCUUCGGUGUGAACGGGCUCGUCUUGUCUGCGGUGGACAGCAAAAGCUGCCGCAAAGUAGCUGUGAAAAAGAUCGCUAUCAACGAUGCGCAAAGCAUGAAACAUGCCUUCCGGGAGAUCAAGAUAAUCCGCAGGCUGGACCACGACAACAUCGUGAAGGUCUAUGAGGUGCUGGGGCCCAAAGGAGCAGACCUGCAGGGAGACCUGUUCAAAUUCAACAUGGUGUAUGUCAUCCAGGAAUAUAUGGAAACAGACUUGGCCCGGCUGCUGGAGCAGGGCCCUCUGUCAGAGGAACACGCCAAACUGUUCAUGUACCAGUUGCUUCGGGGCUUGAAAUACAUCCAUUCGGCCAAUGUCUUGCAUAGGGAUUUAAAGCCCGCCAACAUUUUUAUUAACACAGAGGACUUGGUGCUGAAGAUUGGAGACUUUGGAUUAGCACGGGUUGUGGACCAACAUUACUCGCACAAGGGUUACCUCUCAGAAGGCUUGGUAACAAAAUGGUAUCGAUCGCCUCGCUUGCUCCUUUCACCAAACAACUACACCAAAGCGAUUGACAUGUGGGCAGCUGGAUGCAUUCUAGCAGAGAUGCUUACGGGAAAGAUGCUCUUUGCCGGAAGCCACGAGCUGGAACAGAUGCAGCUGAUUUUGGAUACCAUCCCUGUUUUCCGUGAAGAAGACAAGGAGGAACUGCUGAAAGUGAUGCCAACAUUUGUCAACCGCACCUGGGAGGUGAAGAGGCCCCUGCGGAAACUUCUCCCCAAAGUGAACAGCAAAGCUAUUGAUUUUCUGGAAAAGAUACUCACCUUCAAUCCCAUGGACCGCCUGACUGCAGAGAUGGGGCUGCAGCAUCCUUAUAUGAGUCCAUAUUAUUGUCCUGAGGAUGAGCCCGUUUCUCAACAUCCUUUCCGGAUUGAAGAUGAGAUAGAUGAUAUUUUACUGAUGGAAGCCAACCAAAGCCAGAUGUCCAAUUGGGAGAGGUAUCAGGUGAGCUUGUCCUCGGAUCUGGAAUGGCGACACGAGAAGUGCCACGAUUUGGACGGGGUGCAACGUGAUCCUCGCGCAGGAUCAGAAUCCAUGGCUGAGGAAGCUCAGGUCGAUCCGCGGAAAUACUCCCAGAGCAGUUCGGAGAGAUUCCUGGAGCAGUCGCAUUCUUCAAUGGACAGAGCGUCGGAAGGGGAAUUUGGGCACUCCUGUGAUUACAAAGUGGGCUCGCCCUCCUACUUAGACAAGCUGCUGUGGAGAGACAACAAACUCCACCAUUAUUCAGAGCCCAAGCUCAUCUUGGACUUGUCGCACUGGAAAAGAGCAUCUAUUGCACCCACAGCCGAGCUCACGUUAGAAGAGGAGCCGUCAAACCUUUUCCUAGAGAUAGCACAGUGGGUGACGAGCACCCAGACUGGCCUCGAAUGUCCCAAUCCCCUUCCGGAGAUUCAGGAACGGAGUUUGCCAUCUUCUCCUCACCACCUCCACAAAGAGUCCAAGGAGGUCGACAGCAAAGGUGACCCUCAGUUUGACUUGGAUGUAUUUAUUUCGAGGGCGUUAAAACUUUGCACAAAGCCAGAGGACCUGCCUGACAACAAACUGAAAGACAUCAAUGGGGCGUGUCUUGCGGAACACCCGAGUGAGAUUGUGCAGACAGAGGUGUAUCAUAAAGAGAGGUGGUAA
Varanus komodoensis (Komodo dragon) is the source of this 1926-nucleotide messenger RNA. It is a transcript of the gene MAPK4, whose product is annotated as mitogen-activated protein kinase 4. The transcript is spliced from 6 exons. NCBI's taxonomy places the organism in Eukaryota, Metazoa, Chordata, Lepidosauria, Squamata, Varanidae. Gene Ontology annotation, biological process: protein phosphorylation; intracellular signal transduction; cell surface receptor signaling pathway. The record is from RefSeq and is a predicted model, not a curated record. Gene Ontology annotation, molecular function: MAP kinase activity; ATP binding. Bases 184 to 1926 code for a protein of 580 amino acids. Gene Ontology annotation, cellular component: cytoplasm; nucleus.